UAGGUCGUGACCUCUAUUAGGGCGCAUGCGCGGUGACCCAAAGCGGAAACUACGUGUAGCCGACUGGCACAGAGCGACGACGCUGAUUUCCUUACACGUCGAAACUUUAAAAAUGGCUUUAGCUACAGCUACUUCCAGUAUGGUGUCACUGACACUAGCCAUUGUCUUGUUUGCUGUUCAACAAAUCUUCCGGCAACAGAUAGCAGGCACUGAAUACAUGACCAUAGCUGGUGGCUUUCUUGGGUCAAUAAUAUUUAUUCUUCUGCUGACUUUUGUUUCAAACUUGGAGCAAGUUCUUUUUUUCAAAGGAUUCCAAUCUAAAUUGUUUCCUGAAGUUAUCGGCUGUCUGCUAGCUGCGAUGUUUGCAUCAGGGCUGGUACACAGGGUUUGUGUUACAACAUGCUUCAUCUUCUCCAUUGUGGCACUGUACUACAUCAACAGAAUUUCUCAGGUAAAAUAUGCGCCUCCAGUUACUGUAGCUUCUACGGCAGCUAGCAAGAAGAAGAAGUAAAAGAGGACCAUCGUCUUACAACUUUACAAGACUGAAUGCAAUCAGAAUCAUGUGCAUUGUAUUUUCCACAUAAUACCUAUGAAUAAAUGUUACCAGUUUUCAUG
This is a messenger RNA of Pomacea canaliculata, 615 nucleotides long. Its product is annotated as keratinocyte-associated protein 2-like. The coding region runs from base 26 to 511 and encodes 161 amino acids. The record is from RefSeq and is a predicted model, not a curated record. The transcript has 5 exons. NCBI's taxonomy places the organism in Eukaryota, Metazoa, Mollusca, Gastropoda, Architaenioglossa, Ampullariidae.